Messenger RNA from Parnassius apollo (apollo), 201 nucleotides. Lineage: Eukaryota; Metazoa; Arthropoda; Insecta; Lepidoptera; Papilionidae. The record is from the annotation of a GenBank genome assembly.
AUGGAAAACUCCGAAGAAAAAGUUGUUAUGACGCCCAAGUGUAAAACACCAACAUCGACUACCAUAGUUGUAGAAAGAAAGGUUGUUGAUACCGAACCGAGUGAUAAAAUACACAUUGCUGGUGGUGAUCACACUGGAAUCAUUAUAAACAAGGAAAAAGUUUAUGGUGAGACAAACUUUCUAUUUCUUCGCAAAGAAUAA